Molecule: messenger RNA, 1366 nt
Organism: Beta vulgaris subsp. vulgaris (sugar beet)
Lineage: Eukaryota; Viridiplantae; Streptophyta; Magnoliopsida; Caryophyllales; Amaranthaceae
Product: agamous-like MADS-box protein MADS2
Exons: 8
Coding region: 329-1087 (252 amino acids)
Biological process (GO): positive regulation of transcription by RNA polymerase II
Cellular component (GO): nucleus
Molecular function (GO): RNA polymerase II cis-regulatory region sequence-specific DNA binding; DNA-binding transcription factor activity, RNA polymerase II-specific; protein dimerization activity
Source: RefSeq, a predicted model, not a curated record
CAUAAAAAGAAAGAGAGAGAAAGAGGGAGAUACCCUUUUAACCAGACCAAAGGGAGUGUAAUAGAAGAAGCAUGAAAAAACCCUGAGGUUAUGAUAAAGAGCUAAUUUAGUUCAAGUGUUUCUACUUAUUCCCAUCACAAAAUUUUCUCAAUUUAUAUACACCCAUCUUUUUUUGUAAGCUAACUUAUAUACAAUUAUGGUACUCUAAGGACAACAAAAACAUAAAAGGAGACCUAACUCUUUCCCAAAGAAAGCAGUAGUGAGUAAAUACUCAUACUUGAGAGAGAGAGAGAGAGAUAGAGGAGAGAGAAAGAAAAAGAAGAUAAAAAUGGGAAGAGGAAGAGUAGAACUGAAGAGGAUAGAAAACAAAAUCAACAGGCAAGUCACAUUUGCUAAGAGAAGAAAUGGACUUCUUAAGAAAGCUUAUGAGCUUUCUAUUCUUUGUGAUGCUGAAGUUGCGCUUAUUAUCUUCUCUAAUCGUGGAAAACUCUUUGAGUUCUGCAGCUCUUCUAGUAUGCUGAAAACUAUCGAAAAGUAUCAGAGGUGCAACUACGGCGCUCUGGAAGCCAAUGGAGUUCUUAAUGAUCCCCAGGCUACCUACCACGAAUAUUUGAAGCUGAAGACUAGAGUGGAAUUCCUACAGCAAUCUCAGAGGAACUUGCUGGGAGAAGAUUUGGCCCCAUUGGCGAUAAAGGAGCUAGAACAGCUAGAGCAUCAGCUUGAGUUGUCUUUGAAGCAAAUAAGAUCCACCAAGAGUCAACAUAUGCUGGAUCAGUUGGCUGAACUUCGAAAACGGGAACAAGCUUUAGUUGAAAACAAUAGGAACUUGAUGAAGAAGUUGGAAGAAAGUAAUCCCCAGUUCCCUCAGCAACUUGCAUGGGAAGGUGAUAAUCAUCAAGAUCAACAAAAUAUCCCUUUUAGUCGCAUUCCUACUCAUCAUCAGUCAUCUGAAGGCUUCUUCCAACCUCUUUGUGGCAAUCCUCCCCUUCAAAAUGGCUAUCAUCAUCUGGAUUCAACUCAAAUAAGUGUGGCAACACCGAGCCAAAAUCUCAAUGGAUAUAAUAAUGUCCACGGAUGGAUGCUUUGAGAUAAACAGAAAUAAGUGUGGCAACACAAAUCUCAUUUUGCUUGAGAAAUAUAUAUGUAUUUAUAUUUCAAGGUAAGUUUUGGGUUGUUUCUAUAGCUUGCUUAGUAUUGUUAAUGAUUUUGUAAUUAUAACGGUGAAGGACAAUAAAAUAAAAUUGUCCAUGUUGUAAUGAGAUAAAGAAUGUAAACACUUGUGCUGCUCGAACAAUCCUACCAUGAUAGAGCUCAGCAUUCACCAAAACACUCUUUUGCUUGCAGUUGUACGUAAAUUGAUAAGGAU